AAAUAAAAAAAAUUCAAAAGUUUUGAUGUAGCUAUUUUCUCGCCAUCAAGCGUCUGUCUCAUUGUUACGAUGCCUCCUUUCAUGGUUCAUUGAUGUUUGAAGAAGAUAGAGCUCAAGCCGCCAUGGAAGGACGUUCUUAUGCUGAGGAUAGUCGUCUCAGAGGCGUCUCCCUUGGGACCGAUGCGUUGAUGUUUGAAGGAAAAACGGUUUCUCGAGCCCUAGUCGCCAUGGAAGCUUCUGGAGGUUCUUAUACAAAGAAGAGUACUAGUUAUCUCGCCUGCAUGGUCAACAUCUACGGAUCUGUGAGUUCGAUGGCCAAAGAUCAAAUCGGUUGCAGGGCUUUGCAGAAACUGGUGGAGGAAGGAACGUUUCAUGAUUUCAACGCUAUAUUCCUUGGAAUCAUUAACCAUCUCAUCCAUGUUUCAAUGGAUCAGUUUGGGAAUUACUUGGUCCAGAAGAUGAUUGAUCUGUGUGACGAGGAGCAGCGAACGUUGAUUGUGAGUGUGUUGACCUCAAAUCCACUCGACCUAAUCCAAAUCUGUCUCAACAAUUACGGGACACGGGUUGUCCAGAAGAUGAUUGAAAGGGUGAAAACGAAAAAGCAGAUUCAGAUGGUGAAGUCAGGCGCAAUGGCGGGUGAGCAAAUGAAACCUGCUGCUUCUCUACUUCUAGUGUUGAACUUCUGCAUGUACGUGAUAGUUUUAGCGAUUGGAGGAUGGGCUAUGAACCAAGCAAUUGACCACGGAUUCGAAAUUGGCCCUGAUCUCAAGCUGCCGGCACAUUUCUCCCCAAUUUAUUUUCCGAUGGGAAACGCAGCCACAGGAUUCUUUGUGACAUUCGCGUUGCUUGCGGGAGUAGUUGGUGCGGCUUCCACAAUCUCAGGCCUUAGCCACAUUCGUUCUUGGACCGUGGGAAGCUUACCAGCUGCAGCCGGAGCUGCAACUAUUGCAUGGACUCUCACAGUCCUUGCCAUGGGAUUCGCCUGGAAAGAAAUCGAGCUUCACGUGCGAAAUGCAAAACUGAGAACCAUGGAGGCGUUCUUGAUCAUACUCUCAGUCACACAGCUUAUUUACAUCGCUGCUGUUCACGGCGUUAGGAGACCUACCUAAGAAAUUGUGGGCUUUCGGUUUCUUUCUACUUUGCAUGUCAAUCAUCCCGAAACUCGGGAUGGGUGUGCUGAGUGUUUGUGCCCGUGUAUGAUGUUAUUUUCAUAGGAAGUUGAUGAACAAAAAGUUUUAGUUAAAUUCAC
Molecule: messenger RNA, 1249 nt
Organism: Raphanus sativus (radish)
Lineage: Eukaryota; Viridiplantae; Streptophyta; Magnoliopsida; Brassicales; Brassicaceae
Exons: 6
Coding region: 93-1109 (338 amino acids)
Molecular function (GO): RNA binding
Source: RefSeq, a predicted model, not a curated record